This is a messenger RNA of Malassezia globosa CBS 7966, 1185 nucleotides long. RefSeq lists its product as uncharacterized. Gene Ontology annotation, cellular component: mitochondrion. Lineage: Eukaryota; Fungi; Basidiomycota; Malasseziomycetes; Malasseziales; Malasseziaceae. The transcript has a single exon. The record is from RefSeq and is a predicted model, not a curated record. Gene Ontology annotation, molecular function: acyltransferase activity, transferring groups other than amino-acyl groups. Bases 1 to 1185 code for a protein of 394 amino acids.
AUGACGAACGCUUUUAUCGUUGGCUCGAAGCGCACGGCAUUUGGCUCUUUUGGCGGCAAGCUUAGUAACUUGACUGCAACGCAGCUUGGUGGCCAUGCUGCUAAGGCGGCUUUGGCCCAGCUCCCAUCUAACACACCGGUUUCGUCUACGGUGUUUGGCGUGGUGGCUCACUCGGACUCGACAGCCCCUUACACGGCUCGACAUGUUGGUCAUUAUGCUGGCCUGCCGAUUAGCGUGCCAGCUCUUACUAUCAAUCGUUUGUGUGGAAGCGGGUUUCAGGCUGUCAUCAAUGCUGUCCAGGAGAUCAAAACCGGCGAAUCGGACGUGGUACUUACUGGUGGCACGGAGAACAUGAGUUUGUCGCCCUACACAUUGCAUGGUGUCCGCUUUGGCAAUACACGAUACGGUGUUGACCUGAAGCUGGUUGAUAGCCUUGCGAUCUCGCUCGUUGACCAAGUGCCGGUGCCGACCCCAAUGGGCAUCACUGCCGAAAACCUCGCUGAAAAGUAUGGCAUUACGCGUCAGCAAUGUGAUGAAUUUGCGCUACAGUCACAGAAGCGCUGGCUCAAGGCACAAGAAAAUGGCGCUUUUAAGGAUGAAAUUGCUCCUAUGGAAGUCAAAGUGAAGAAGGCUACCGAGUCAUUCGAGGUCGAUGAAUACCCUCGCCCCCAUUCGACUAUUGAGUCGCUCGCCAAGCUGCCUUCUGUCUUCAAGAAGGACGGUGUUGUUACCGCCGGUAACGCUUCAGGUAUUUGCGAUGGUGCUGCUGCGAACGUGGUUGCUAGUGAGGAUGCCGUCAAAGAACACGGCCUUAAGCCUCUGUCUCGCAUUGUUAGCUACGGUGUGACUGCCUGCGAGCCUUCUCUUAUGGGUAUUGGUCCCGUCGAGGCUGUCAAGCUUGCGAUGAAGCGGGCAGGCUUAAGCAUUGCUGACAUGGAUUUGAUUGAAGUGAACGAGGCUUUUGCCGCUCAGUUUUUGGCCGUCCAAAAGGAGCUUGAGCUUCCCUCUGACAAGACAAACGUCUUUGGUGGCGCUAUUGCACUUGGGCACCCUCUCGGUGCUAGUGGCGCUAGGAUUCUUUCGAACCUUACCUACAACCUGCACCGUCUUAACAAGAAGUAUGCUCUUGGUGCUGCUUGCAUUGGUGGUGGACAGGGCAUCGCUGUCAUUAUUGAACGUGUCUAA